CCCCCCCCCCCUUCAAUCAUGGAUCUGCUGCAACCCACACUUGAUUUCCCGUUCUUCUCUGUUUUAACUUCUCCUUUUUAAAGCUGCCCAACUUUCUCUCCAAUUUUCUCUCCAUACUCAAGAAACUCCCACCGCAGGAAACCAGAAAGAAAGAGAGACUAGCUGGCUGUGACACUCUUUCUAUUUCUGUCUCUGCUUCUUAUAACUUUAAUACCUUUUACAAAUGCCAACUAUUUUGCUGAGGAUUUUCCUCGUUUACAAUCUUCUUAAUUCAAUCCUUCUCUACUUGAUUCCCAAAAAGCUAAGAGGCUUCCUCCCUCCCUCCUGGUACCCCCACCCCCACCCCCACCACCACCACCACCAGCAGCAGCAGCAGCCCAACCUCGUUCUCGACUCCUCCUCUAAGUCUCCGUCUCCGUCCCCGUCCUCCGUUUCUGGGCUUAAGCGAAUGGACUCCGCUGAGCUGAAACGUGUAUUCCAGAUGUUCGACAAAAACGGCGACGGUAGAAUCACGAAGAAGGAGCUCAACGACUCGUUAGAGAACCUGGGUAUCUUCAUACCCGACAAAGAGUUAGCCCAGAUGAUCGAGAAAAUCGACGUGAACGGAGAUGGGUGCGUGGAUAUCGACGAGUUCGGUUCCUUGUACAAAUCGAUCAUGGACGAGCACGACGAGGAGGAGGACAUGAGGGAGGCGUUCAACGUGUUCGAUCAGAACGGAGAUGGGUUUAUCACCGUCGACGAGUUGAAGUCCGUGUUAGCCUCGCUUGGGCUUAAGCAAGGCAAGACCGUGGAGGACUGCAAGAAGAUGAUCAUGCAGGUUGACGAAGAUGGUGAUGGGAUGGUUAAUUACAAAGAGUUUAGGCAGAUGAUGAAAGGGGGCGGAUUCAGUGCUUUGAGUUAAAAAUUUAAAGGGUGUUUGGCUUAGGAGCAAACAGAGUUUUUUUAUUCAUUGAAAAAACACACACGCGAAAAAACUUGUGGUAUGUACAUAGAAUCUCUGGAGGAAGAGGAAGAAGAAAAAAGAGGUGAACCAUUUUUUUGACAAAAAAAAAAAAAAAAAAGAGGAUGACCAUUUUU
This is a messenger RNA of Carica papaya (papaya), 1077 nucleotides long. RefSeq names its product Calcium-binding EF-hand family protein. The record is from RefSeq and is a predicted model, not a curated record. Gene Ontology annotation, molecular function: calcium ion binding. NCBI's taxonomy places the organism in Eukaryota, Viridiplantae, Streptophyta, Magnoliopsida, Brassicales, Caricaceae.